This is a messenger RNA of Hydractinia symbiolongicarpus, 1880 nucleotides long. RefSeq names its product sodium/bile acid cotransporter 7-like. Gene Ontology annotation, cellular component: plasma membrane. Lineage: Eukaryota; Metazoa; Cnidaria; Hydrozoa; Anthoathecata; Hydractiniidae. The record is from RefSeq and is a predicted model, not a curated record. Bases 43 to 1071 code for a protein of 342 amino acids. The transcript has a single exon.
UAUUUACUUUUAUACCUAGAUUUCUUAUAGAUAUAUUUCACUAUGGGGAUUUUGGAAAAUGCACGAAAAAACUGGUUUCUGUAUGGCAUUGUCCUCUUUAUUGCAUUUGCAAAGAUUGCUCCAUGGAUUGGUAAGAAAGGUGGACCUUUGUAUCCACAGAUCACUAUCAAGUACAUUGCUGUCUCAGUUAUAUUUUUUAAUAGCGGAUUAUCAUUAAGAAGUGAAGAUCUAAAGGCUGCAUUCUUUCACUAUCGUUUACAUUUAUUUAUUCAAAUGUUUACUUUUGCAUUUAUUCCCGCCAUUAUCUCACUUUUUGUGAAAUUGUUGGCGCUGGUUGAGUUUAAUGAGUAUUUGAUUCGGGGCGUACAAGUAGUAAGCUGCAUGCCACCUCCCGUUUCUUCAGCUGUUAUUAUCACGAAAGCCAUUGGUGGAAAUGAAGCUGGUGCUAUUUUUAAUUCUGCUUUGGGAAGCUUUCUGGGCAUUUUUAUAACACCUCUUCUAUUACUGGCAAAUGUUGGGGUCUCAGGAGGUGUUCCUGUCAUAAACAUUGUGCAGACUCUGACGGUGACUGUCGUCAUUCCUCUUAUGCUUGGUCAACUUGCUAGAAUUUAUAUAAAGGAUUGGCUUGAAAGGGAAAAGCCUCCACUCGGCCAAGUAGGAAGCUUUAUGUUAUUAAUGAUUAUUUACACCACAUUUUGCGAUACCUUUUCGAGUGAUGUCACAGGUGUAAAACCAACUGAUUUACUUAUCGCUGCAGUAAUCAUUUUUGGAAUGCAAGCUGGUUUGCUUUAUCUUAUUUUUAGUGUAACUAAUCGUUUCCAACUUGGUUAUAAUAAAGAAGAUAUCGUUGCGCUUAUGUUCUGUUCAACACACAAAUCACUGACACUUGGUGUGCCUAUUUUAAAAAUUAUUUAUGCUGGAGAUAUGAUACUGCCAUUCAUUUCGAUACCAUUGUUAAUUUACCACCCAACACAAAUAUUGCUGGGUGGUUUUAUGGUUCCACUCAUUAAAAGCUGGUUGCACGAAAGUAAGGAACACAAGAAUGGAGUUGUUGAUGAUGAAAUAGCAUAAUGCAAACAUUAACUACUUACUACGUCAUUAUAGUCAUAAGUAUUACAAAGACUGCACAAUUUUUUACUAGUAGUAGUAAAGGGUGUGUGUAUUACUCCUGAUCCAAAGUUUUGCAUUAGUUUGUUUUAAUUAAAGGUCUUUUUUUUUAUUUUCAAUGUAACACUCUCACCUUUUAGAUUUUAAUUGUUAGUACUGCUGGUCCCAUAAAAAUGUAUUAUAUUAUGCAAAAACCUAUAUAAAAGUUACACAGCAAGUAUUCAGGAUUUACCUGAAAAAGCAAACUGAAAACCAAAACUAAUUAAUUGUCCUGUCCUACAUAUGUGCAAUUGUUUGAAGGUUUUUUCCAGCAAAAGCUGGGUUUUUUUAACAAGCUCUUAUUCAAACAGUUUAGUCGUAAUAUUUUAAUAAUCUUUUUACUUAACCAAAGUAUUGUUUUUGUAACACCAAAAAAAAACUAUACAGAUACACCCUUAGAAUGGUAACCUUUCAAGAAUUUCACUUUGCUGUAAGAUAUAUUUUUUUAGAGAUUAAUUUAUUUAUCGUUGUGUAUUUAUUUGUAUUGCACAGGCACAAUAAUUGUUUCAUUUGGAUUGUAAUUUUUAGAAUGGUUAGAAAUAAUAGUUACGCAAAUAUAAUUAUUUAAUUAAUAACAUGCCUUAUUUAUAUUUUAAAAGAAGGUUUUGGGAUAUUUGUUUUAUACUUACUGUGUUAAUUUUCUGUAUGGCAAUGUACUGGUUAGCAGGAGAAUAAAUUUUGAAUUGACCUGUAAAGUGUAUAGCAGAAAAGAACAGGUGUUGAUCGUUUCAAAA